Phanerochaete carnosa HHB-10118-sp is the source of this 802-nucleotide messenger RNA. RefSeq lists its product as uncharacterized. The record is from RefSeq and is a predicted model, not a curated record. The coding region runs from base 1 to 615 and encodes 204 amino acids. NCBI's taxonomy places the organism in Eukaryota, Fungi, Basidiomycota, Agaricomycetes, Polyporales, Phanerochaetaceae. The transcript has 2 exons.
AUGUUCGGUAUGUGCAUCCCUGUCAUGAGUACUGACACCCCUGGCUGCUCUUUCCCUGGCCAAAGCCUUUUCUAUAUUACUCCGUCGAUCCUGGGAGUCGGCUCUUUCCUUGUUGAUCUUGACUAUCUAGAGACGCGUCUUCUUCUCGUCACUUGCAACCCGGCCUCGCGCAUCGACACCGUCGACAAUCUCAGAGGGCUCUGGUCUGGUCACGGCCCGCCUGUCGAGAACGCACGCGGCGGGCUCUACGAGUCGUCUCGCUUGAUCCUGGAGGAUCCGUCCCCGACAUCACGGACAUGCAGCGCACUAGGAUCGUUCUCAGCCUCCCCGGUGAGGACACUUCCGUCGCAGCCGCUAUGGAAGCACUCGAGGACGAUCGACGGACUUAACCCCACAGUCCCCCGGAAGUCAAUCGUGGCCCAGGCCGACACCGUUCUUGUUGGCAAAGCGAUCGCUGAAGAAUACGUUCCCUACCAGGAUAUACCCGGCUCUCCCAAUGGUAAGGCCAGUGAAGAGAUUCAGAGGCCUUUGCCUGCAUAUCCUACUCACACAACUCCUGACUCGCAAUGGUCGUAUACGACUGAACUACUGUCUCCUUUGCCCAAACGACCCUGAUCAUGCUCAAUCACACCAGCAUCCGCCACACCCCCGUACAUUUCUCUUAGUACCACUGAAAUGACUUGGGAACCGAUCUGAGGCAGCCAUAAUCCGUAGAACGCGGACGAGACGGACCCUUUCCUCAUAGCCCUUGUCGAUACAGCGGCAGAUGUCCAGACGCAGCCCGACAAGAUGAAUGUACAAC